Molecule: messenger RNA, 1833 nt
Organism: Tympanuchus pallidicinctus (lesser prairie-chicken)
Lineage: Eukaryota; Metazoa; Chordata; Aves; Galliformes; Phasianidae
Gene: HNRNPA0
Product: heterogeneous nuclear ribonucleoprotein A0
Exons: 1
Coding region: 393-1316 (307 amino acids)
Molecular function (GO): RNA binding
Source: RefSeq, a predicted model, not a curated record
GGCGGUUCCAACCGCGCGUUCCUAUUGGCCGCGCGGGCGCGGGGGGCGUGCGCGGGGGGCGGGGCUCCCGGCGCCCCCUUUGUGUGGGCACCAGUAGCCGGCCGAGCUCCCGAGCAGCAGCGGCCGCCAUUUUGUGCGCGUCCGUGUUUUCCCCCACCCCCGCUCCCCUCUCCGCGGCGGCCGGGACGCCCCGCGCCUCGUGCCGGGCAGGCGAGGCGAAGCCAAGGCCUCGGGCUGGGCCUCGGGAGCCACCGGGGGCCGUGAAGCCGCGCCGCUCGCAGCGAGAGAGGAGGGAAAGAAGCGGCAGAACGGAAAAGGGGGGGAACGAGGCUUCGGCGCUGCCCCCCGACGGGAGGAGGAGUCUCGGCGCCAGGCCCGGGCGCGGCACCGGCAUGGAGAACUCGCAGCUCUGCAAGCUGUUCAUCGGCGGCCUCAACGUGCAGACCACGGAGGCCGGGCUGCGGGAGCACUUCGCGGCCUAUGGCACGCUGACCGACUGCGUGGUGGUGCUCAACCCGCAGACCAAGCGCUCCCGCUGCUUCGGUUUCGUCACGUACUCGGCGGUGGAGGAGGCGGACGCCGCCAUGGCCGCCUCUCCUCACGCCGUGGACGGGAACUCAGUGGAGCUGAAGCGCGCCGUGUCCCGCGAGGACUCGGCCAAACCCGGCGCCCACGCGAAGGUGAAGAAGCUGUUCGUGGGCGGCCUGAAAGGGGACGUGGGCGAAGGGGAUCUGGUGCAGCACUUCAGCCAGUUCGGCCCGGUGGAGAAGGCCGAGAUCAUCGCCGACAAGCAGAGCGGCAAGAAGCGCGGCUUCGGCUUCGUCUACUUCCAGAACCACGACGCGGCCGACAAAGCGGCCGUGGUGAAGUUCCACCCGAUCCAGGGCCACCGCGUGGAGGUGAAAAAGGCCGUGCCCAAGGAGGACAUCCAGGCGGGCGGCGGCGGCUCCGCGCGGCCCUCGCGGGGCGGCCGGGGAGGAGGACGGGGUCGGGGCGGCGGCGGCUCCGGUAACCGGGACCACAACGGGCUGUCCAAGGGAGGCGGCGGCUACGGCGGCUACGGCGGCUACGGCGGAGGGGGCGGCGGCGGCUACGGCGGCUACGGCGGCGGCUCGUACGGCGGCAGCGGGGGAGGCGGCGACUACGGCAACGGGUACGGCGGGUUCGGCAGCUACAGCCAGCACCAGUCCUCGUACGGCCCCAUGAAGAGCGGCGGAGGAGGGGGCGGAGGGGGCGGCGGCUGGGGGGGCCGCAGUAACAGUGGACCGUACAGAGGAGGCUACGGCGGGGGAGGGUACGGGGGCGGCUCGUUCUGAGCCGGAACGCCCGAACCCGUUGGGCCGGGGCGGCUUCUCGACGGUUUCUUCCUCGCCCGCCGGAGGGCGGCUCCUUUUAAAUGCCUCCCCGCUGGGGGAGCAGCUCCUAAAUGCCCCCUGGGGGCCGCCUCUGCCGCCCGUGCCGCUUCUUUCUCUCUGAAGACGGACCGGGCCCCACACACACACAUACUUUGUGUUACAGUCAUUGAUGGACUCUAUUUUUUUAUUAUUACUUGGACCUCGGUCGUUUUUAUACUAGCAACGAAAAAUGUCUUGUUUUAAUUUGCUUUUUUUGGGGGGUACGGGGUGGGAAGCGUCUUGCCGAUCUGGAGUAACAACCGGGGAGGGCUGUGGGGAAUUCCUUUGUUGUAAGGACUCGAUACCUGGCUACUACGUUUUUUUCUACAAAGCCUACUCGGAUCCCAUGACUGAAGUUAACGUUUCUGUAAAGGAGGAAAAAAAAAAAAGUCGUUUUUACGUUUUUUUUAUUUUUUAAAUAAAUCAUUGUGUUCAUUGA